CUCCCGCCUGAGUGCGGCCACCACAGAGCGGGACAGCACCAGAAUGAGCCUCCACCGCCUUAAUGCCGGACUAACAGAAUUAACCCAACUAACUUGCAGCCCUCCCCCCUCCCAAGUGAUUUUAAUGAGAGAAUUAGCCCGUUAAUUAAUCCCCAGCACUAUAAAAGCGCUCCGAGCAGCGCUAGUUAAAGGAAGGGCUGCGAUCCUGAAAGAAGCCUCUGUAGGAGCUAAAGGCAAGUAGUGCUCGUCUUAUUGCCUAGGGACUCCUGGUUCCUCCAGCCCUGCGCCAUGCCGUCCUCGCAGCAGCACAGCACCCUGACCAUUAAGGACCUGCUGGACAAUGGAUUUGUGGCUGGGGCCUCUGGACAUACCCACUUCUCUCCUGUGUACAGCUACUACCUGGACUCCAGUAGUGCCCCAAAGCAGAGUACCUGGGAGCUGCUGGCAGAUGUGGACACCACGAGGGGCAGCCCUGUGUGUAUGGUGGCACAGCCCAUGGGCAGUGGAGUGAGGGCUGGCCUGGGCUCCUCGGACCUCAGCUUCCUCUCCUUCUGCAGGAGCCCUUCCAGCCCUGCCAUCCUCAACCUGUCAGCUGUGCCCUGUGAGCUGCCUGCAGGGCCCGGCUCCUUGCUGGAUGUAACAUCAAGGAACACCUCCACACCGUGCAAAGCUGGGAAGCGCCUCAAAGAGAGAGCGCUGUCCCAUAGCACGGAGCUGCUGAGUGACCUGCUGUCCCCUGGGAAGCCCCCAGCAUCCAGGUGGGAGAUCUCAGACAUCAAGCCCCCUCUGGAUGCCAGCCUGCCCCUCGAUGUGAGCUUGCUGGGGUGCUCCAAGCUGGACACGUCGCUGCUGGGCACCCCUGUGGUGCUCCCUUUAUGCUGGCCCAGGAGGGACGUGGCUCUGCUCCCUGAGGCCCAGCUGGGUGAUAUGGAGCCUGGCUCUCAGGCCCCGUGAUGACUCUCAGCGCUGACUGUGGUGUCUCCGAUCACCUCCAUGCCAAAGAACAGAGUGCUCUCAGCUUUGUGGCCGUGCUGCUGUUGGGUAACACGGUGAAAUCUUUCUCUUCAGCGGGAGGUGACUGCGGUGAGAAGCUGAUGGCAGAGCCCUUACGAGCUGCAACCCACAGCCUCCAGCCCAGCUCCCCGCUCCUAUAUCCUACUGCUGUCUUUUGUAUUAAGGUAAUAAAGCUUUAAACUUUC
Messenger RNA from Coturnix japonica (Japanese quail), 1199 nucleotides. The record is from RefSeq and is a predicted model, not a curated record. Lineage: Eukaryota; Metazoa; Chordata; Aves; Galliformes; Phasianidae.